AUGCUUCUCUCCCCCGGCGCGACACAAAUCACGUCGCACAAGCAGUACAUUACCGAUGGCAUGGACGCCUCCGAGCUCGAGUCUGCGCCGAUGGCGAUGUUCUCCAAGUGGUUCCGCCAGGCGACCGACGCCGGCGUGCCCGAGCCGGAGGCCAUGACGCUGACGACCGUCUCGCUCCCCAACGCCUCGGCGCCUGCGUCGGAGAACCCGGCGGUAGACAAGGGCGGCUGGAAGGUGGAUGCGCCGCGGCCGAGCGCGCGCAUGGUCCUGCUGAAGCGCGCCGACGACAACGGCUUCCAGUUCUUUACCAACUACGAGUCCCGCAAAGGCAACGAGCUCGAGGCCAACCCCUGGUGCUCGCUCACGUUCUACUGGCCGAAGCUCUGCCGCUCGGUGCGCGUCUGCGGCCGUGCCGAGCGCCUCUCGCGCGAAGAGUCGCAGGCGUACUACGACUCGCGGCCGAUCGGCAGCAAGAUUGGCGCAUGGGCCAGUCCCCAGAGCCGCGCGCUCGCCUCGCGCGAGGAGCUCACGCAGCGCGUCGAGCAGUGCGAGAAGCGCUUCGACGUCCCGGCCGCCGCGGCGAUCGCGGAUGCCAAGGUGCCGAUCGACAAAGACCUGCCGCUGCCGCCGCAUUGGGGCGGCUUCCGCGUGGUGCCCGACGAGGUCGAGUUCUGGACGGGCCGUGCGAGCCGUCUGCACGACCGCUUCCGCUACGCGCGCGAUCCCCACUCUACGGCACCGCUGAACGAUGCAAGCUCCUGGACUAUUGAGCGCCUUGCGCCGUAA
Molecule: messenger RNA, 786 nt
Organism: Malassezia japonica
Lineage: Eukaryota; Fungi; Basidiomycota; Malasseziomycetes; Malasseziales; Malasseziaceae
Gene: PDX3
Product: pyridoxal 5'-phosphate synthase
Exons: 1
Coding region: 1-786 (261 amino acids)
Biological process (GO): pyridoxine biosynthetic process
Molecular function (GO): pyridoxamine phosphate oxidase activity; FMN binding
Source: RefSeq, a predicted model, not a curated record